AAUUGUGCGAACGCCAUGAAACCAACGAAGAAGCUGUGGGCAUAACGAAGCGGCAAAAAUCAAACCUGUGGACAGGUGAUUGGUAGUAAAAAAUAAAAGACGUUUUGGGCACAUCGACGAGGGGAAGGAUUUUAGACAGAUGUUACCAAACUAGACACUAAAGUCGCAAAUGGCUCAACGAUGUCACAAGGGACAGUUUCGGCACGCUUGUCAAUCAACCCCACAAGUGGCAACUCUCAGGCUAACCACAACGAUGUCUCGGAGGCGGCUUGACAACCGCAAUGGACCUACUGGGUUACUUGGAGAAAUUCAAACCCUUAUCAAUACGGAACCGAUGGACAGUAUGUACGAAAUCACCGGCGAGUUGGGCAGGGGGAAAUUUGCCGUGGUGAAGCGGUGCAUGGAGAAGGCUACGGGAAAGAUGUUCGCCGCCAAGUUCCUGCGGAAGCGGAGGCAGGGCCGAGAUUGCCGGGCCGAGGUGGUGCACGAGAUGGCCGUGCUGGAGGCGACCCGCAACAACCCUCGUGUGGUCAACCUGCAAGCUGCCUACGAGACAGACCACGACAUAAUCCUGCUGCUGGAAUAUGCGGCGGGAGGUGAGAUCUUUGACUACUGUGACUGUGAUGAGCUGCUCCCAGAGGGCCAGAUCACACGCCUGAUCAGACAGAUGCUGGAGGGCGUCCACCUCCUCCACCAGACCAGCGUGGUGCACCUGGACCUCAAGCCCCAAAACAUUCUCUUGACCAGCCUGGCUCCGUUGGGGGACAUAAAGAUUGUGGACUUUGGCCUGGCGCGCAAACUGGGCACAGUCGGAGAGCUCCGAGAGAUCUUGGGCACGCCCGAGUAUGUGGCUCCAGAAAUUCUAAACUACGAGCCUAUCACCACAGCAACUGACUUGUGGAGUGUGGGGGUGAUAGCCUACAUGCUGGUGACGGGCGAGUCUCCGUUUGCAGGGGACGACAAACAGGAGACGUACCUGAAUGUGUCCCAAGUCAAUGUGGACUACAGCCAAGAGGCCUUCUCCAGGGUGUCGGAGCUCGCCGUCGACUUCAUCCGCAAGCUGCUGGUCAAAACACCAGAGGACAGGUCCAGUGCAGCCGACUGCAUGACCCACCCCUGGCUGUGGCAUCAAUACCCAAUUACCGAGCCCAUCACGCCACGUACACCCCGCGAGAGGAGCAGCGGUAACAAGUGGGCCGCCCCACCCGAGGACCCAGAAGACAAGGAGAACUUCACCUUGGACUCGCACCACACCCACGCCAAACGGUUUCGUUUUGAGGUGGAGGGGGAAAGAGCGACGCAAGCGCCCCCCUCCUGCGACCUGCCCUUAUGAUUUUAUGCAGCAAUGAACCUGCAGGCAGCACUGUUGCCUACCCAAGAGCUAUUCAGUCCUGUUCUGUUCUACCGCUCACUUGUAUCCAGUGUGUCCGGCCAAACCAAAGUUAACCAGCUUACUUUGUGAUCUAAUGAGUAAUAGUAUUUUAUAGUGAGCUGUUUUAGUCUUUUGUUUUGUCUGGUUCAUUUAUGUCCCUGAAUUUACAUAGAAUGGGUGGCCAGGCAUAUCUCAAGGGAAAUCUAUGCUAUUCUGUUUUUCCACAAACUUUUAAACAGUCAGCAAAUUAUUACUUGACCAUUUUUGCCAGAAGGCUAAUAAGUUGUUGUAAAAGUGUUCUUAGACGCCCCAAAGUGUUUUUAGUAUUUUGUGCUAAAAUCAUUCGAAAGAACACUGAGCUGUGCAUAUACAAGCUAAAUCAGUCUAUUUGAGUUCGUGAAAGUAAAGUAUCCUCGUACUAUAUGCUUAAUUGCUUGACCCAAGAUGGGCAUUACCUCCCUACUCUCAAACAAGCAUCAGCUUCGGGCCAUGGCUUAUGCUGAGUGGCAUAUUACAUUUCAUUCCAUUCCAUCUGACAUUCCCUUGUCUAGUUCUUAGGCACUCAACAACACACCACAUCUGAAAACACGUCAUUGAAGACAGGUUUUCUAUGCACACAUUACCCAGCCUUGGCCUGCAUAAUAAGUAAGCCAAUGAGUCACGCUAUUUUCUGUCUAUUGCAGUAUUUAUUGUUUACCUGAACUCUCCUGGUUUACAAUUCCACAGUAAUAGAGGUGGUUUAAGAGGGCUCUAAAAAAGGUGACUCAUGGACAGUUCACACCACACCCAUGCUUACUCAAAUGUUUCUGCAAAGUUGUCAGUUCCUAUUUAAUCAUUAGCUUAAGGCAAAUGUGACGGAAGCACUUUCUAUUUAUCAUCUGGGUAUUCAUCAUGAAUUACUGGAAAAUAACCAUGUCCUCUGAAGUGUUUUUAAUUCCAUGUUUUUUUUCAAGUAUAACUUGAAAACAA
Molecule: messenger RNA, 2341 nt
Organism: Oncorhynchus tshawytscha (Chinook salmon)
Lineage: Eukaryota; Metazoa; Chordata; Actinopteri; Salmoniformes; Salmonidae
Product: serine/threonine-protein kinase 17B
Exons: 8
Coding region: 170-1333 (387 amino acids)
Biological process (GO): protein phosphorylation; positive regulation of apoptotic process; intracellular signal transduction
Cellular component (GO): nucleus
Molecular function (GO): protein serine/threonine kinase activity; ATP binding
Source: RefSeq, a predicted model, not a curated record